Messenger RNA from Fomitopsis serialis, 1764 nucleotides. RefSeq names its product tryptophan synthase beta subunit-like PLP-dependent enzyme. The coding region runs from base 43 to 1632 and encodes 529 amino acids. Gene Ontology annotation, molecular function: pyridoxal phosphate binding; threonine synthase activity. The record is from RefSeq and is a predicted model, not a curated record. Gene Ontology annotation, biological process: L-threonine biosynthetic process. NCBI's taxonomy places the organism in Eukaryota, Fungi, Basidiomycota, Agaricomycetes, Polyporales, Fomitopsidaceae. The transcript is spliced from 5 exons.
UCCACAACCUGCUUCACACUCACUUCUGAAUAGCAAGACGCUAUGCGGUAUUUCUCAACAAGGGGAGCGAACAGUCGCUCUCUUUUGAGGAGAGACUGUGCUCACAGGCCUGGCUCCAAUGGCGGUCUAUACAUCCCGGAACACAUCCCAGCUCUCCCAGCAGACUGGCAGGAACGCUGGCGGGACCACUCCUUCCAGGACCUCUCCGUAGAGAUUCUGUCCCUUUACAUCUCUCCCUCUGAGAUCACCCGCAACGAGCUGCGCACCCUUGUGGACAAGUCCUACAGCACCUUCCGCCAUCCUGAAAUCACGCCGCUGAAGAAGCUGAGCGACAAGACGUAUGUGCUCGAGCUCUUCCACGGCCCGACUUUCGCAUUCAAGGACGUUGCGCUGCAGCUUCUCGGGAACUUGUUCGAGUUCUUCCUGGUACGGAGGAACAGCAAGAAAAGCGCAGAAGAGAAGCGGGAGAAGCUGACGGUGGUCGGUGCUACAAGCGGGGACACUGGCAGCGCAGCGAUCUACGGCCUGCGAGGCAAGGCGGACGUCUCGAUAUUCAUCCUCCACCCAAAAGGGCGCGUCUCGCCCAUCCAGGAAGCACAAAUGACGACCGUCACGGACGCAAACGUGCACAACCUCGCCGUGCGCGGCACGUUCGACGACUGCCAGGACACCGUCAAAGCGCUCUUCGCCGACGCCGCCUUCAACGCGCGGCACCGCCUCGGUGCGGUCAACUCGAUCAACUGGGCGCGCAUCCUCGCGCAGACGGUCUACUACUUCCUUGCGCAUUUCCACGCACGCAAGGCGCUCCCGCAGGGCGCGCAGCUCCAGUUCGUCGUGCCUACGGGCAACUUCGGCGACGUGCUCGCGGGCUACUAUGCCAGGUGCAUGGGUCUCCCCAUGGAGAGGCUCGUCGUCGCCACGAACGAAAACGACAUCCUCUCGCGCUUCUGGAAGAGCGGCGCGUACGAGAAGGUCGACCGUGCGCCUGCUGCGGGCGGCGCAAGCGACGGGAAGCAAGCCGUCGGUGGCGUGCGGGAGACGCUCAGCCCCGCGAUGGACAUCCUCGUCUCGAGCAACUUCGAAAGACUCCUUUGGUACCUCGCGUACGAGGCUCAGGGCGCCGCCGAUGACGAGCGCGAGCGGCGGCAGAAGGCAUGCGCAACAGUCGACGGGUGGAUGCGCGCGGUGAAGGCCGACGGGCGCGUACAACUGCCCACGGCGGUGCUGGAGGCGGCACGCAGGGACUUUGCUGCCGAGCGGAUAUCUGACGCACAGACGCUGGAGACGAUCAGGGCAUACCACAGCUCCUCGCCAUCGUACAUCGCCGACCCUCACACCGCGGUCGGGCUGUGCGCCGCCGCGCUCGUCGCGUCCCACAACCCAUCAAGCACAGUGCAGGUCGUCCUCUCGACCGCGCACCCCGCGAAGUUCUCCGAGGCGGUCACGCGCGCGCUGCAGGGCGCGCCAUCGUUCGACUUUGAGCGGGACGUGCUGCCGGAGGAGUUCCGUGGCCUGCUGGAGCGGGAGCGCCGCGUGGUGGACGUGCCGAAUGACGUGGAGGCGGUCAAGGCCGUGAUCGAGCGAUUCGUGGGAGACGGGCAGGCGUUCGCCGAGAAGGGCGCGAGUGUGUAAACAGUCGAUACUUCAACUUGGUGACGGAACGUGCGUAUGUCUGCAGGGCGUGCAUUGCGUAUCUACGUAGAGGCAGCAAGACUAGAAAUGUAAUUGCGCGGCAGUGUUAUUGUGAUCGUCUGUUGUUCUGGA